Molecule: messenger RNA, 819 nt
Organism: Theobroma cacao (cacao)
Lineage: Eukaryota; Viridiplantae; Streptophyta; Magnoliopsida; Malvales; Malvaceae
Product: Polynucleotidyl transferase, ribonuclease H-like superfamily protein
Cellular component (GO): nucleus; cytoplasm
Molecular function (GO): nucleic acid binding; 3'-5' exonuclease activity
Source: RefSeq, a predicted model, not a curated record
UUCAAAAUGCCCAAUUCCAGCUGAAUGCCUGCAAGCGUAUUAAUUCAUCUAUAUGUAGUGAUUAUAUUUAUGUAUACUGUGAAGUACCAAAUUCAGACUAAUCCGUUAGUUCUUGUUCCUUCUCGAAGAUGUCAACUCAAAUGUCUGUUUGGCGGGGUGACACUACAAUUCAAAUUACUGUCACGGGAAGGGUUGCCACAUACGGAACUUCUUGUCCAAUAGGGAUAAUGUGAGGAAAGUGUGAUUGGCCUAGAUAUUGAACGGACCAUGAUUGAAGAUUCAGAAGAAACUGAAGAUUACCACGUAGGCAGUCAUAGAGGAAGGAAGAGUGAAAGAAGAGUCACUGACCUAGACGCUAAACGUACCGUGAAGGAAGUUUCAGACAUGAAAAGCCGAGUGGCAAUUUUGCAACUUUGUGGUGGUGUUACAUGUCUUGUAAUUCAGCUUCCUUCUCUUGAUUCAAUGCCCAUAUCUCUCAAUUUUCUUCAACUACCAGAUCUUGCAUUUGUGGGCAUUGGAAUCAAAGAAACUCUUGCCAAGUUAGAGAAAGAGUAUGGGCCAGGAUGCAAUAAUGCCGUGGAAUUGGGUCCAUUGGCCGCCGGCGUUAUGCAAAUGCCUUACUUAGCUGCUUGUGGGGUGGACUUUCUGGGUCAUAUGGUCGAUUCACUGAAGCUUACCGGCGUAGUUUUUAGUGACGGGGGUAAAAUGCGUCUUAACAAGAAGCCGAUUAAAUAUGCUGCAGCAAAUCCUUUUGCCUACUUCAAGAUAGGGAGCAAGCUGUGUGUGGGAGCGGUGGGGAAACUCUCUUUUGUUUUGUAG